AUGGUCGACACCAGCGUCGACACAACCGUGGCGACCACAGUCAGACCCGUAGAUGGCACGACCUUGGACGCCAUGCUGACCUGGAAGAGCGACGACGACGACGACGACGCCGCCGGGGGCACGCUCGCUUGCGCGCCGGGUGUGGUCUGUCCGUCUAGGGGCGCGCCAGCCGAUGGCGUCGAUGCGCCCGCCGGAGCUUGCCCGGUUCUGGUCGACGUGUGGCUCGCUGUUGGUGAUGCCUGCAACCCUGUGGAGGAUGUCGCCGACGCCAGCGAUCCCGACCCCGACAACAUCGCCCCCGUUGGUGGCGCGCCGUCUGACUCGGGCGCCGAUCCUUCCGUGCUUGUCCUGGUCAUUGCGCUGCUUGAGCCUGGCGCGCUGCUUGAGCCGGGUGUGCUGCCUGAGCCUGGCACGCUGCUCGAGCCAGGUGCGCUGCUCAACGCGACGCGAAAGUCGGUCGUCGUCUGCGUCACCAGCGUUGGCACCGUCGAGACAACCGUCGUCGACGACCGCACGAUUGUCGCCAGCGUACUCCGUGUCACCACCGGCUCCGACACGCACCCAAUCCGGCCGACAUUCACCAGUGGCAGGUUGGGGUCGCCGCGGCCUCCGGCGAUCGUGGCGUGA
Verticillium dahliae VdLs.17 is the source of this 627-nucleotide messenger RNA. RefSeq lists its product as uncharacterized. NCBI's taxonomy places the organism in Eukaryota, Fungi, Ascomycota, Sordariomycetes, Glomerellales, Plectosphaerellaceae. The record is from RefSeq and is a predicted model, not a curated record. The transcript has a single exon. Bases 1 to 627 code for a protein of 208 amino acids.